GACGAUGCUCACUUCGAAAAUUUCAAAAAUCGGUAAAGUGGUCAUAUGUGGUGGCAAGGGUGUUGGGAAAACCGCUAUGCUGGAACAGCUCAUCUAUGGCCACGUUACGAUCGAUUCGGAACUACACAGCACAAUCGAGGAUACAUACGUGGCGAGCGUAGACACGGGGAAGGGUAGUAGAGACAUGCUGCGCAUUUACGACACGGCUGGGCUGCAGGGAAACGUGCAGCUUCCCCGGCACUAUCUUCUCUUUUCGGACGCUUUUAUACUAGUGUACGAUCCGAGCGAUCCAGCCAGCCUGGACAUGCUCGCCGGAAUUAAAAGUGAUAUCGAUAAGUACAAGGAUAAGAAGGAGAUGAUAAUUGUAGUGAUAGCAAAUAUGCACUCACGUCAAGCACGGCUGACGGGUGGUGGACCACCGAUUAACGUCCCCUCGACAGGUGGUCAGACGGUGCCACACUCUCCGAACGGUAAUCACCACAGCAAUGGCACAAACGCCAAUUCGCAAAUCGGCAACAACGAUCUAAUUGAAUCCAAUCUCAACCGCGCCAACAAUUGGUGCGCACGGGAACGCAUCAAACAUUACACGGUCAAUGCGAUGGAACGUGCCUCGCUGUACGAACCGUUCAUACAGCUCGCUAUCCGGCUGUACCCGACGCAAACCAAAAGCUCCUUUCCUCAGCUCCGGCAGCUCACGCAAAAAACGUCCAAAGUGGACAAUAGCUAGUAU
Messenger RNA from Anopheles maculipalpis, 730 nucleotides. RefSeq names its product NF-kappa-B inhibitor-interacting Ras-like protein (gene kappaB-Ras). The coding region runs from base 5 to 727 and encodes 240 amino acids. Gene Ontology annotation, molecular function: GTP binding; GTPase activity. NCBI's taxonomy places the organism in Eukaryota, Metazoa, Arthropoda, Insecta, Diptera, Culicidae. The transcript has 3 exons. Gene Ontology annotation, biological process: canonical NF-kappaB signal transduction. The record is from RefSeq and is a predicted model, not a curated record.